Phodopus roborovskii (desert hamster) is the source of this 1089-nucleotide messenger RNA. It is a transcript of the gene Mrpl4, whose product is annotated as mitochondrial ribosomal protein L4. Bases 16 to 900 code for a protein of 294 amino acids. Gene Ontology annotation, cellular component: ribosome. Gene Ontology annotation, molecular function: structural constituent of ribosome. NCBI's taxonomy places the organism in Eukaryota, Metazoa, Chordata, Mammalia, Rodentia, Cricetidae. Gene Ontology annotation, biological process: translation. The record is from RefSeq and is a predicted model, not a curated record. The transcript is spliced from 9 exons.
GAGAUUUGACCCGAGAUGCUGCGGCUAUUCCGGGCUGCUUCGCACGCCUGGGUUCGACCCCCUGUCUCCCGGGUCCUCAACUCGCUAGCGGAGGACUCCGCACGGCCAGCGGAGAGCUCGGAGCCGGGGGUUAGAGCGGGUCUCCUAGAUCCUGUGGUGCGCAAGUGCAAGCACCUGAUCCCGGCGCACCGGCGCCCGGUACAGGCCUGGGUCGAGUCACUGAGAGGCUUCGAGCAGGAGCGCAUUGGUCUGGCGGAGCUGCACCCUGAAGUGUUUGCUACGGCGCCCCGGCUGGACAUCCUACACCAGGUUGCUACCUGGCAGAAGAACUUCAAGAGAAUUAGCUAUGCUAAGACCAAGACCAGGGCUGAGGUGAGUGGUGGUGGCCGCAAGCCCUGGCAACAGAAAGGCAGUGGCCGGGCCCGACAUGGCAGCAUCCGUUCCCCCAUAUGGCGGGGAGGAGGCGUAGCCCAUGGUCCCCGGGGUCCUACAAGUUACUACUACAUGUUGCCUAUGAAAGUACGGGCACUGGGCCUCAAGGUGGCCUUGACAGUCAAGCUGAUGCAGGAUGACCUACACAUUGUGGAUUCCCUGGAGCUGCCCACUGCAGACCCUCAGUACCUGACAGAGCUGGCCCAGUACCGACACUGGGGGAGUUCCGUGCUCCUUGUAGACUUGACACACGAGGAGAUGCCAGAGAAUGUUGUGGCAGCAACCUCCAGGCUCAAGAACUUCAACCUGAUCCCCACAGUUGGCCUGAAUGUAUACAGCAUGCUCAAACACCAGACUCUGGUUCUCACCCUGCCUUCCGUUGCCUUCUUGGAGGAUAAGCUACUCUGGCAGGAUUCAAGAUACACUCCACUCUACCCCUUCCACCUUCCCUACAAUGACUUCCCCUAACCCUGCCCUGGUCACCUAGAAGCUCAUCCCACUUGGGGGCCAAGUCAGCAGAUGCUGGAGUGUGCUUAGGUGCUAAGCCAGCAGCCUGUAUUCAUCUCUGGGAAGAUCUGCUACCUGUGUGACAUGCAGGCUUCUUCUGAUAAUCUUGUGUUCUUGUGAUAAAAUAAAUAAAUUUGUUUAAAGACAUCA